Tigriopus californicus is the source of this 4660-nucleotide messenger RNA. RefSeq names its product collagen alpha-1(I) chain-like. Gene Ontology annotation, molecular function: alpha-L-arabinofuranosidase activity. The record is from RefSeq and is a predicted model, not a curated record. The transcript is spliced from 20 exons. Gene Ontology annotation, biological process: L-arabinose metabolic process. NCBI's taxonomy places the organism in Eukaryota, Metazoa, Arthropoda, Copepoda, Harpacticoida, Harpacticidae. The coding region runs from base 321 to 4478 and encodes 1385 amino acids.
UUGGUGAGGGGGAUCGGAUCUCGAUCUUCUUCUCCAAUAUCUCCCAUUCGCAUUCCUUCGGGAAGUGAGUUGAGUGUGCGAAUGAGUACGGGUGGGUUGGUGACUCUGGACGGGAAGAAAGGGGUUAAAAAGAUAAAGGUCAUCUGGUGAGCCAGAAAGGAAUUGCACAUUUUAUUCCUCAUGAGAACAGGUGGAACUCGAACCGAGUACCCCUAACUCCCCUUGCGAACCCCCAUGGGCGCCCUGACAACCACCACGCACCCUUUUUCAACCUACCAAUAUCGAUUGUGACGCCCGAUCCUUGAGGGAACCAAUCCAUCAUGGGACCAAUUGUGUCGCAUACAAGAAGCCCUCAAAGGAAAUGGUUGUUGAUACUCCCAUUACUGCUCCUCACAAUUGGAGCCAAUGGAGAUCCAAAACCGAAGCCGAGAGCAAAACCUAAGGCAGGCGCACAGACCGACGAAUAUUAUUACUCUGAGUAUGGUGAUUACAACUACAAAGACAACGGCGAAUACUACUAUGACGAAUCCAAUUAUGAAACAGAUUUUGAUGGUGGACCAUCAAGAGGCGAUCAGUCUUUAGUGGAUCCCUCAGCUUCCGGGGACUUAAUUGUCCGAGUGGCUUCGAAGAAUCGACCGGGUUAUUAUUGGUCCAUCGAUGAAGGAAUUGAAGGCUAUCUUAUGUUGGAGCCUGAAAUGUUUCGAGUGGUCAAUCCUGGCCUUUGGGGCCAAGGUUCCAUUUCAUUUGAGUCUCUCACCAGACCUGAACAUUAUAUCGUCCAGCGCAACGAUGAGAUUUUCGUGGAGAGUGGCGACAUCUACAACGAGGACUUCCGGCGAGAUUGUUCAUGGUUUGCCAGAAACGACAUUUUCUUUCCAGGAUACACAUCUUACGAAUCGGUUUAUCGACCUGGCUUUUUUAUUCGUCAUAAGAACCGACGUUUACAAUUGAGUCAACUCUUUUCUCAAUCGGAUCGAAAUGACGCCAGCUUUCUCAUGAGUGAUGCUUAUUCCACCGUUGGUAUCGAGCUGUCAACCAACAUGGAAACCACAGAGUGGAAAGGGUAUCUGGGAAGGAACAUCCAAGUGGAAUCCAAAGCUCGUCCAAACAACUAUUGGGCUUUAGAUGAAACGCGUCGAAACGAGGGCAUUUUAACAGCGAAUGGCCACGUGUUUAGAAUUAUUGAGGGUCUCUGGGGGAAUGGAACUGUGUCAUUUGAGUCAACCACUAUUCCUGGCCAAUACUUGUGCAAUCGAGGAGGAACAAUUAUGGUUAUGCAAGGAGAUCUGAAUGAUGAAGCGUUUAGAAGGGAUUGCAGCUUUAAAGUGUGGGAAAAUCAGUUUUUUGAUGGGUAUACCUCCUUCGAAUCGUUGGUGGAACCAGAUCAAUGGAUUCGUCAAGAUAAUGGACGCCUUCGAACAUCGGAAAUUCGUUCCUACCAAGAUAAUAAUGACGCUAGUUUCCUAAUGAGUGAGACCACGACUAUUCCAUAUCCUGUUACUCCUCCCCCAACCACUACAACUACGACCACAAUAGCGACCACCACCAUUGUUACAACUACGACAACACCAAGGCGUUACUUUCCCGCUCCACUUGAAGGAUACAACUAUCCUUGUGCUGAUUACAAACCCGGAGAGGACGAUCUGGAAAACUUCGAUUUCAUUCGAAAAUUCGAGCUGGAUGUGAACCUUGACGGAUACCCUGGAGUUUCUCGUGUGCGUGGAUCUAAUCGGAUGCAGACCGCAUACCGAAUUGAUCCUACUGCCAACGUAGCAAUGCCAACACUCCGCGUUUUUAACCAAGGGCUUCCAGAGCAAUUUGCCUUUGUAACAACGUUCCGUAACCGACAACCUACCAAUCAAAGAUGGCAUCUUAUCCGAAUCACUGAUACUCAAAAUCAACCACAAUUUGCCGUUGGUCUCGAUCCUAACUUACAAACCAUCGAGUUCUCCAUUCUGAAAUACGAUCGCACUUUGCAAACUUUAAGUUGGGAACAACCUCAGAUCUUUAAUGAUGAGUGGCACAAGAUUCACUUUGGCGUGUUUCGGGAUCGUGUAGUUUUGUACGUGAAUUGUCAGCCUAUUGGAGAGAAGCCGAUGGAAUUCGUCGAUUCCAAAAUCGACCUCAAUGGCGAAAUCCUGAUUGCCAAGCAAGCCAAUUCUUAUCGAACCACUCCCAUUGAUCUGCAAUGGAUGGUCAUGACGUGUGAUCCAGAGAGUGUGGAAAGAGAAACUUGUGACGAAUUGCCGCCGCGGGCACAAGCACAGACACCUCAAUGUCAAGUGUCAUGCCCUGCUGGACCACCAGGUGAAAAUGGAACAAGAGGAAUGCCAGGUCCAAUGGGGCCAAUCGGGGAACGAGGAGCCCCAGGAAGACAGGGCAUUCCAGGAGAACCAGGGAAACAAGGAUUUCCAGGAAUCCCUGGAGAAUUGGGGCGACCGGGAGCUCAAGGUGCUCCAGGACUGAGAGGUCCUCAAGGGCCUGAAGGAUUAAAAGGGGAAAGGGGACUUUUGGGCCCACCCGGUCCAGCCGGCCCAAAUGGAGAGGCCGGUAUUCAGGGAAGACCCGGAUUUCCCGGUGAAGCUGGGAGACCUGGGUUACCAGGUCCACCAGGGCUUCAAGGAUUGCGAGGUCUCCCCGGAGACAUUUCAACUGUAGUGGGACCAACUGGUCCGGCAGGGCCAAAAGGAUCUACUGGAAGUGCAGGAUUACCGGGCAUUGAUGGCCGUAUCGGACAGAAAGGAGAGAUUGGGGAUUUUGGGGCGCCUGGACGGGAUGGAAAGGAUGGUCGAAAUGGUGAUCGGGGUCCUAAAGGAGACCCAGGUCAGCCUGGUCCCCCCGGUGCCAUAGGAAGAGACGGCCGAAGUGGCCCUCCCGGUCCUCCCGGACUACCAGGGGCCCAAGUAGAAGGUGAAAGUGUACCAGGACCAAGUGGACCAGCUGGAAGGGAUGGUUCUCCAGGUAUGCCUGGAAUGGCUGGUCCCAAAGGAGAGCGAGGGGAACGUGGCGAUAUUGGCCAACCAGGCCAACGAGGAGAAAUAGGGCAGAGAGGUACCCCCGGAAUUCCCGGCAAAGAUGGCGAACCAGGUCCGCAAGGUCUAGCCGGGAUCCCUGGUGAAAAAGGUGAACAAGGCCUCCAAGGCAAGGAAGGAGUUGCUGGUAGUGUUGGACCCUCUGGAGUAGCUGGACAACCCGGAGUCGCAGGGCAACCUGGUUUACCUGGAGAAACUGGUCCGCCUGGUAGGCAAGGAGAAAAGGGAAAUCCAGGACAAGAUGGUCGAGAUGGCGCUGAUGGCAAAGACGGGCAAUCUGGUCAACCUGGUCCAAGAGGAAAAUCGGGAGAAGAUGGUGUUGGGGGAGCGCCAGGAGUCCCCGGUGAAAGAGGUGCUCCUGGCAACUCGGGCCCACCUGGAUUACCUGGUCACAAGGGACCCCCAGGAAAAGUCGGAGACACGGGAUUGCCCGGGACCGAGGGACCUAGAGGAAGACCUGGUCCAACUGGACCUGUUGGUCCACAAGGGAAGCCUGGUUCAAGAGGAUAUCGAGGACCAAUGGGAGAGCCUGGAGAACCUGGUCAGAAAGGCAAACCUGGCGUGGAAGGACCAAGAGGCAACAUGGGUCCAAUAGGCCCCACUGGUAAACCUGGAGGGAUGGGACCACAGGGCCUUCCCGGAUUACAAGGAAAACCUGGAACACCCGGUCCUCCUGGACCUCCUGGGCCUCCAGGCGACACUAUUACAGUUGUAGGGGAUUCCGGAGGAGGAGAUGGUAGGCCAGGAGCAACUGGUCCACCUGGACCAAUGGGACCAUCUGGUCUACCUGGCCCUAGGGGUGCUAGUGGUGAUCGAGGGCCUGAAGGUGGAAGAGGAAUGCCUGGCAUUCCAGGCCCACAUGGGCGUCCUGGUAUUAGUGGACAACCUGGAGGUCCAGGAAAGCCAGGAGAACCGGGCUCUCCUGGUCGACCCGGUAGGGAAUACACCGAGGAUGACCUACGAGAAAUUUGCGCUUCCGUUUUGAGAGAUCGACUGUCUGAACUGACGGCUGGACUUCAAGGCCCGCCCGGCUUGCCUGGACGUGGAUAUCGAGGUUUACCUGGGAAGUCAGGACCACGUGGUCCCAUGGGCGAUCCUGGUGUGUCUGGAGAGCAAGGACAAAGAGGAUUCCCUGGUUUGCCAGGUAUGCCAGGAUCCCCAGGAUCCCCUGGCAUCAAGGGUGACCGUGGAUACCCAGGCGAUCCAGGCUUGCCAGGCGAGGGUAGAGAUGGUCCUAUCGGUCCUCCUGGUCAACAAGGAUUGCCGGGUAGAACUGGCUCCGUUGGCGACCCAGGACCCCAAGGAGAUCGUGGAGCGCCUGGAAGACUUGGAAAACGUGGAUUACCCGGAGGACCUGGACCGAUUGGUCCCCCUGGAUAUUGCCAAUUCUGUGAUACAUUGGCCCUGCAAGCUAAUAGACCCUCGAACAUGAAGAAAGGGCCCUGAUCAAUUCCUUGCCUGCGACGAUGAACGUUGAGAACGUGUUCUAUAUUUCUUAUCUCUCAUCAAUCUAGUAUUUGCUUUGUAUUGCGUUAGAUGUUUUCAAAUUAUUUUCUUAUUGUGUGUUAACUCUCUAUCCAACCUUAUUUACCCUCUGUAGUAUAAGAAAAGACGAUUUUGUGAUCAGA